UCAUACUGUGCACUGCACAUUGUAUUUUAAGAGGUCAGAAUCAAAUUUCAAACUCCAUGUCAUGGAAGAGUUAAUGGGGUUGUUGUUGGUCAGCUGGGCACACAGCAGAAGAGUCUGGCACAGGUUUGGCGUUUUACUAAAACCUUUUUGAUGUUUUAGUGGUAAUAGAUUUAUCACAGCCCAUAUUUUUGACAUGCCGUAGCAGGAAAGCCACCAGGUGGAAUUAAUUAUGGCUGCAUUCAAUUUAGGUUUAUCAGGUAGGCCUAUGCCUCAGUAAAACAAAGUCUGCUGUGAAAAAAGGUCUAUAGGGCUGAACAGUUAUAAUUUCAGCUGUUUUAUUAUUAGGUUCAAUUAUUAGGUGUUUAUCUAAAAACAUGUUAAGUUAAAAAAAAAAACAUGAACAAUUUCUGUUCCUUAGGCAGCUCAUAAACUAAAACUACAUUUUCACCUAGCUACAAGGUUGUACACAGGCAGCAGAGAAACAGCUUUUGAGGGAUUUAUCGAUAUGACUUGAAUACAUUGCUGUGAUUUCUUGUAAGCCAGUGUUUUCUGAGGUCAAAAAUGUAUAACUUACUAUACUAUUAGUGAAACUUUAAACAGUUGAGGGCUGUUUAUUUUGACUUGACCUUCACCAGCUCCACUGAAGUUACAGUGCGUUACCGUGGCAACGAGCCGUCGUCGUGGUUGCGCAGACAACUUGCUUGCAGAAAUUCCAGAGUAAAGUCCUAAUGUAGAUUGACAAGACAACGUUUUUGGUACCUAAACCUGCUGAUGGUAUUCAUAGAGAGAUCAGCAGCAUGUCCGCUGCAUCUUCAGAGAAAAGAUCCCCUGAUGGAGCUGCUCAGACCUGUGGUAAAAACAUUACUAGGCCUGGAUCCAAGGUUAAGAAAAAGACCCACUCUUCUGAGGUGAAGUUACCGCCUUUAUGUUCGGCGCCGCCUACUUUCACAGCAGCCUUUACAGCCAGGCCUCUGUUCAGACCUGACAGACCUUUAUCGGUGGUGGAACUCCCUCGUCUUAUAGCCCAGGUAGGACCUGGGAGAGCCGUGGGGGACACAAAAUGGACAAAAGGACCUCGACUUAUGGCCUCUGCAUUAGGGACCAAUAUCCCUAUCAGAACUGCUGAUGAUAGGACAGCACAGAGUUUUACAGAGAAAGAUGAAUCAAACAGACCCACAAUGUGUAAAGUGACCAAACCAAAUACAGUUCCUCUCACUGGCACAGAGGUAGUUCAUAUGUUUGUCAACAAAAGAGACUUGGGAGAAUUGGAGUUUUAUUACCUGAAAGAAGUGGAUGGAGACGUUUACAGACCCUAUGACCUGCGAGUGGUCCAUUCCAGUGAAGCUGGUUCUGAGCACUACAUCUUUUCCCCUAAUUCUGUACUACAUGUGACAGAAAGGGGUUACGGUGGAAUUGUGAGUCUGGCAGACUGGUACAGAGAGUCUGUGUCGUGGAAAGCUUUGCAGGAAAUUCCAUUAUUCAGGGAGUUUAGACUGCGGAAAGCUUUCACCUUGUGGCAUAGAAAUGUGCGCAAGAUAUUUUUUCAUCGCAAGUGUGAGGAUCUGCAGGAUAUGCUGGUUAUGGCUGUACCUCAGUUCAGAAAUGCUCUUUUUCUGUUCAACAGAAUAAUUGAAGAACUGAAAGGAACACACCAACUGCCCCAGGAGGAGUCUCAAACCUACACAUUGCUGGAAUUCAAGAAUGUUCUGAUAACCAAGAAUCAAGAUUGUCUGCACAUAUUGGAGAAGUUAUCACAGUAUCGUACUGGAAUCCUAAAUGCGGUGAAAGAGUGCAGCUACAAGGCAAAACAGGACCUGCACCUGCACAUGGAAUAUGCUAAAAAGCCAAAUAAAUGCAACGAACCCAUUCACCUCCAACUGGCUCACCAGCAGGACCUGAAGAAAGACUUGGCCUGGUCUGAAAGCAUCUUGCAAAAAUUGGGCAACUUUGCUGCUCUCGUCAAUCAAAUGACCGUGCAAAGUCUCGUCACGAUCAUCCGACAAGAUGUCGUUUCUUUUCUCGACAACGUUUUGAAGAGGAAAACAUCCCAGCAGUGCUGUCUCUUCCACACUGAGGUGUGUUUCAGUGCCAAUAGUCAGCUGACUGUGGACCCACCGAUACAUCUGUUCCAAGAAGCUGUGAGUGAAGCACUCCUGACUGUUGGGGACUCUAUAAUUCAGAUGUGUGACACUUGUGGAUUCUUCCUGGAGAUCAGCAACAGUGUCGUCACUUCUGUUUCUGCUCAAGAUUUAACCUCUGCCUUCAGUUGGAUUGAACAUUCUACUAUUACAGGGGAAAAUAAGAACAAUGAUGCAAUGACUGGUCGGAGAAAGUUUUGCUGCUGGCAAUUGCUCAGAGACCUGCCAUCUCACUGGCUAGUGCUGCCUAAACAAACCUUGCUAAUGGUGCAGGGCAACAGGGUGCAUGGCUGCUACUAUCCCCUCCCUAAGGGACAGCUGGAGUGGCAGAUCAGCGUCAACGACGUUACAAAACAAGUUGAGAAAGAGCAGGCCAAGAUCAUGCAGGAAGCUGAAGUAGAAAUCCAGCAGCUGUGUGAGAGUUACUCGUGGUUGGUGGACAUCCAUUUGUUCAUUAAGCAAUGGAGUCGAGCCUCUUUGGAAUCCAUGAAGGGUCAGUCUGCUUUACUAUAUGAGGAGCACAUAAAGAAGAUACACCACUGGACUGAAAGAAUCGACACAGUUCCCUCAUCAAUCUCUACCUCCAACCAACUGUUCAUCAUCCAGUGCACCAGCAUAAAGGAAAAUCUAGGGCAACAACUGAGAUUCAUUGAGGAGGAAGUGCUAGAGCAGCUAGUUGAGCAGAUAAAGCUGCAUUCAGAAAGCGUCAUAUCAGACUUGGAGAAGCCUACUGCUGAUCUCAAGACACAACCCAGAGACUUACAUGACCUCUCGAAAUACGCUCUUAUGAUGAGGGAGUCUGUGAAAAUGUUGGCCGACACACAGAAACGUUUGGAGUACAUUCACUCCCUCCAGGACAUUAUUUGCAUGAACUAUAGGAAGAUGACUGAACAGGAGCUGACUUUGGAACAGAAGAUGCUUGCCAUGGUGGAUUGCUUUAUUCCCCUCUUGAAGCAAGCAGAUAGCAUUGUGUGCCACCGUCUUCCUUCAAUGGCUAAUGCAUUGGACACAAUGUUCUCAUUUUUGGUCUGUGACCUUAAAAAUAUUGUCUCUAAAGCUACAUCUGGACCCUUCCUUGACCCAACCCAGGAUGCAAAAGAGAUGGUCUCCAAACUGAACCACAUGUAUAUACAUAUGCACAAUCUCAAUGCAAAGCUGGAACAACUUAGUAGGAACAGCCAAAAACUACACGAACAUCCAAUGGAUUUGACCAUUUUGACAACAGAUGUUAAUAAGCUCAAAGCCCGUAAAGAGUUGUGGGAGCUAAUAGCUGGGUUUACAUCAUGGAUGGAAGGAUGGAAAGAGUUGCUUUUCAGUGAGGUUGUGGUGUCACAAGCUCAGGAGAAAAUUGCCAGGUGGAAGGAACAAGCUUUAUCUCUAACAAGUAUCAUACCUACUCAUGAUGCAGUGCUGCAGGAGACUUUAGGAAUCCUGGAAAGCUUAAGCCAUCAGGUUGCACCCAUGGCCAAGCUGCAGAGCCCCACACUCAAACAUAAACACUGGAAAGCCAUUUUCCAAGGAAUAGGCCUACUGUAUGUCUCAGAGAAGAAGGUGACUGUUGCUGAACUGAUGUCUCAGCUACUUGAAGUUGACCAGAAUUUCAUUACCAAGAUAUGCAGGGAUGCACAAGCAGAGUGUAACAUGGAGCAGACAUUCCAAAAGCUUCAACAGGGAUGGAAUGCCAGAAUUUUCCAGGUGGAUAAAUUCACUGUUCCUGUUUGGCAGCCACAACAUGGAUUAUCAGAAAAACCCACAGAGGGCGCAAUAUCAAAUGUUCAAACUGCCAUUCACCACUCCUGUAAAGAUGCUAGAUUCACUAUCAUUGGUCUUGAAAUACACUUUGCUGAGAUAGAGAGUGAUUUGAUGGCUCUGUCCACUAUGUUGAAGUCCCCACACAGUGUUGAGUUCAGACUGCAAAUGGAGGAUUUGGUGCAAUCACUACAAGAUCUUGGAAAGCUACUUUGUUUAAUUGAAAGAUACCAGCAAAUAUGGGCUUCCCUGACCAAGAUGUUCCAUGAAACAUCCUUUAGUGUUCAGAGAUUGGAUCUGCUGGAGCGAUUCCAACCAGUUGAUGAGACAUUUAAGGAAAUUAUUCACUCUAUCUUAAGUGACCCUCAUGUGUUGAACUUUGUUCAUUCCAAGAAGACAAAUGUCAGAUUCCAUGGUAAAAGACUUUGCCAGAUUCUCAUUGAUGGUCUGUCUACAAUGGAGGCAAUUUCCAACCAAAUGGUGGAUCUUCUGGAGACCCUUUGUGAACAGUUUCCAAGACUCUGGUUCUUGAGUGAUAGGGAAGUGAUACAACUACUCUCUUUUCAUCCAACGCCUUUUACACUGCAACCCUUUGUGCGCAAAUGCUUUAAAGGGAUACGCUGGCUUGAUGAGGAUUGUGAAACACCAUCUAAUGCAAGAGGUGUGAAGAACUGGGGGGCUACAUCUCAAAGCCACAGAGAGAUGAAGGUGCUAGGAUUUUUUGGUAGCCUCCAGGAGCACAUAACCUUUCUGUCUCCUUUGGAACCAAAUCCCAAUACCUUGGUAUGGCUUUGUGUCUUUGAGAAGCAAUUAAAGUUGACAAUGCUACAGCUCAUGAAACAAUGUGCUAUUGUGAGAAACCAGCUUGAACCACCCAGUCAAUAUAUGGCAUGCGAUAAGGAAGUUGGAAACCUCCUGUUCCACAUUGCUGAAAGGAGAAAAAUUGCAGUACCGCCGCUGGAUCUGCUGUCUGAAUAUCCUCUUCAGUGUCUGCUGGUGGCUGAGGAGGCAGUCUGGUGCAACACAGUUCUACAAGCUUUCCAAGAAUCAAGCCCAGCGACAUUAAGCAACAUAAAGGCAUACAGCUCUGCAAAACUGAAAAACCUUGGCUGUUCAAUUAGGGAUGGAGUCACAGGGGCUAAAAGGGAAUCUUUGGUUUCUAAGUACACAAUGAUGUGUCUGCGUGCUUUAGUGCAGCUUACAAUGAAGCAUGCGCAGCAGCUAUCUCGACUCAUGGAGGUACAAUGUAGGCUGGAGUCGUCUUUUGAGUGGCUAAGUUUAAUGAAGUAUCAUGUAAACUCUGAAGAUUUGAGUCUGAAAGCCAAUGAACCAACAUGUUGCGUGGAUGUUUUGGGCCAUCGUCUUCAAUAUGAUUAUGAGUAUUUUGGUCCAGAAGAUUGGGUAAUGAUGCAUACUCCAUCCACAGAUCGGGCUACACUAGGGAUUCUGCUUGCUCUGACAAGCUACAGAUGUGGGUUUGUGAGUGGACCUUGCAUGUCUGGAAAGAAAACAACUGUGGUCCAGUUAGGAAAAGCACUGGGGAGGCAGGUUGUCGAUAUGCAAUGUUGUCCAAGCAUAAGACCUGGUGUUGUUCAGCGGAUGCUGUUGGGCGCCCUCCAGACUGGAGCAUGGCUUCUGCUGGACUCUGUUGACUUACUAACACAAGGGGUCCUGUCAUCACUGGGGCAGAAUCUAGUAGACAUCCAUCAAUCCUUCUCUGAGUUAACAAUAAAUAAGAAUCACAGAAUGAAUGAGGAGCCAAAGGACAGGACUGCUGAAGGGGUCACGGGUUGCAAAAACAUUGUUGAUUCUGAAUGCCAUAUGGUACUUGCAGGGAAAAGCAUUUAUGCCAGCCUAAGCUAUGGAUGUGUUCUUAUCUCAUCGAAGGGGCAUACACCUGAGCUUCCAGAGAGUCUGCGAUGUGCAACUAGACCCAUUGCAUUAACCCAUCCAGAUUACAGGACCAUCGCAGAAGUAAUGCUAACUUCCAUGGGUUUCUCAGAAGCUAUGUCUUUAAGUCGACGUCUGGUGGCCCUUGUUAGCCUGGCCAAGGAUUCUCUCUGUCUGCCUGAUUUCAUCACUGAUAACCAGAGCUGCUAUCUUGUUGUCUUGCAAAAGAUCAUCUCCGCCUCUGAAAUGCACUUACAACAAAAUGUAAGGCAACAAGAAAUUUCUGAUGAGGCUAAAGGAGCGACUGCAGAAAAAACUGCUCGUGCACAAAAUGUGACUACCAGAGUUGUUGAAAAGGAUACAAAAGAUACUGAAAAGCCUUCCAAGUUCAGCAGUUCACAUUUGUCAAUUAUACAGGGUUUAAUGGAGGAGACAGCCAUUGUCAAAGCUAUUCUUUCUGUCUUCUCACCUAUUCUUUAUGAGCACAAGAAAGCCUCACAGUUCUACAUCACCUUCAAGAACACAUUCCCUAUAGCAUGCCAGUUUCCUCUUUUCCAACCGUACAUUGAGGAAGAAGAAAAGAAGCAACUUAAAGAUGCAGUUACUGAAGAAUUACAAAAGAAACAGUUUCACUCUGACACUGAAAUAAUUAGCAGUGCUCUUACACUCUACCAGACCAUGAAAAUCUCUCAGGCAGUUAUGCUUAUAGGCCCCAUGGGUAGUGGAAAGACAACCUGUUACUGUGCUCUAGCUGGAGCACUCAAUCAUCUGGCUGCCAAGGCAUUGGAAUAUGUGUUUGAAAGUGACAAUAUGAUUGAAGGAGAUACCCCACAGGCAGAACCACAGAUCUCUGCUUCAACCUGGAACUCUGUUGACACUGUGGUCUUGUUUCCUAACGCCAUGUCCCAUAAGGAGGUAUUUGGCUGCUUCUGUGAAAACAGAGGAUGGCAAGAUGGAGCUGUUGGAAAGGUUCUGAGAGAUUUAGAACGACGUGAACCAAAAAGUUCUACAAUCUGCAGCAAUAGGAAGAAAAGUGAUCAGACUCAAAAAUGGCUGAUAAUGGAUGGGAAUCCUGUGGGGCAGCCUGGCUGGUUAGAUUACUUAACUACAAUGUGCAGUCCUGAGGACCCAUUUCUGCGCCUGUCAUCAGGUGAAACACUGCCAUCUCAAUCACACCUUAAGCUUCUUAUGGAGAUCACUGACCUAAGUGAUGCAAGUCCCUCUGCAGUGACCCAUUGCAGCUUUGUCUAUGUCACAGGUACUGAUCUUUGGAAGGCUGUGUGGAAGAGUGAAACAGAUGCUCUCUUUUUUGAACACAAACUGGAUCAUGGAACCUUAAAAAUGUGGAACUGUCUGGCUAACGAUCUUUUCGCCUGCACGCUUAGUUUGCUUAGGCAAAAUGCUUUAACUUCUGCCAUCCAUAAUGAAGGAGUAUCUCCUAAAAGUGUCAUGUAUGGACUGCAAGAAAUCAUGUCAUUUGUUCGGAUCCUACGUGCCCUCCUACAGCAUUUUGGGAAGGAUGUGGAAAAAGCUGAGACAAUACCACAGAUAGACAAACGAGAUAUAUCUCUACACAGAACUGGAACAGCAGGCACAGAUCCCCCAACUAAACAAGAUCUGCUGGCCAGGAACCUUUUUCUGGUGGCUUAUAUUUGGGGAUUUAGUGGACAUCUGCAUCCUCGCCACUGGACAAAGUUCGAAUUACUAGCCCGUCAAGUGCUCUUUACUUGCCGGUACAAAAUUGUGGUUCCUGAUGAAGAGAGUGUGUUUGAACACUUUUUUAACAAAGACAGCAAGAUGUGCCCUAAGAACACACUGCUGACAAAUUCCCUCCCUCCCAAGUAUCGGAAAUAUACCUAUAUCUUGAACCUCAUGUUGGAGGGAAAUCAGCCAGUGUUGCUCGCAGGAGAGCCCUGUUCUGGAAAAACUACUCUGUGCAAAACUUUGCUGAGUUUUGACAAGCUUGACAAGCCACACAUUAGCCUACCAGCCAGUCCACUACUGAGCUCCAGAGACCUGCGCACUUUAAUGAAUAACAUCAGCUGCAAGAAGAACUGUAAAGAUACUAUGGGUUCCAUGACAAAACAGCCGGGACUGCUUCUUUUUGUCGAUGAUUUGCAUGAAGCACCCUGUGAUGUCUUUGGGAGGAAGUCAACCGCUCUAGAAACACUACGACAGAGUAUGUCAAUGGGACAUAUUCUAACAUUUGAUGCCUACAACUUCAAUUUAUUAAGUUCUGGAACCAUCAGCUACAUGGCUACCUGUUGUGUCUUUGGAUUUGGCAGUCACCACAGUAAUGUGAUAUCCUCCAGGCUGUCACGCCUGUUCUCUAUCUUCGUGCUUCCCAGCCUAUCUAUGGACGUUAUAUUGUCUAUACAUUCUCCUCGGCUAAAAAUCUGGCUCAAAGAUUUGGAACUUAAGCACAGUGGUGAGGAUAUGCCAUGUUGUAUCAUCACUGCAACUAAAAAUCUCUAUCAUGCAGUAUGUGACCAAUUCCAGCCAACUGUGCAGCGGCCCCAUUUCAUAUUUUCCCAUCAUGACCUUCAGAAGGUGUUUAGAGGGAUGUGCCUGUGGCAGCCUAACAUCCCAAACACAGGUACAAUGCGGAAAGAGGAAUAUUCACUACCAGGCUUUUCUCCAGUCCUCCCAGGGCCUGCAGCAUCAGUCCUUAACAUUGCACAUCUCUGGAUGCAUGAGUGCAUGCGCACUUUCAGUGAUAGGUUAUGCUCAGAGGAUGAACGCAAAACUCUUGUGUCACUCAUAGCCAAGACAGCAACAACACACUAUGGAAUAAGAUUGGUUGAUGAAAUCCAGUCUGCCAGUUUAUAUGACCCACCCACUGUCUCAAACCUAACUAUUCACACACUACCCAUGGGCACAGCAGGCACCUGUAAGCCAAAAGGUCAGAGUCUAGAUACACUAUAUUUGCCUCAAGAGCCAAAUCCAGCUGGCCUGUCAGACCCAAAGAAAGGCUAUACAUUGACUAAACCUUCCCUUCUGUCUGAAAACAUUUGCUUAGAAGAGACCAGCCUAAAAAGGCUCCCUCUGCAACCCCAGAUUCUUCAGCAUAUGGAGGGCAUAGUGGCUAAACUUGUAUAUGGUCCUGAGCUCUCUGAGGCCCCAAUAAGUCAACAGUACAGUUUUAAAAGUAGCUCUUCUUAUCAGGACAGAGAACUUGACGUACUACUGCAGGAGCUCUGUGAAGUCAUCGACAGAAAAGGACAAGACAAAGGACAGAAAAUUGAAAAUGAAUCCAACAUUACAACCAGAUACGUUGUACACAGACAGAGGGCGAGUCAGCUUUUACAUAUCCUCAGGGUGUUGCUCAUACAUGGAGGUCACGGAGUGCUGAUUGGCUCAGAGAGAGGCACAGGCCGUAAAACCACUGUGCGUUUAGCUGCCUAUGUAACAGGCUACCAGUUGAUGGAGGUGCAUCCUGGCAAUGAGAAUCAGUUACAUGAAAUCCUAAAAGAAGCUGGGAAUCAAACUCAAGUGGAUGGAGUUAAUGUCAUCAUACUGGUCCAUGAAGAAAUUAGCCAGUCUGUCAGAGAAGAGCUGUUGGUGGUGAUGUCUCACAGAACCUACACAGGGCUCUACAUAGAUGAGGAGCUGAGAAAUCUUCUUUCCAGAGUGACUGCUGUGAAAAACUCAAGACGAUACCGUAUGAAUGGUUGUGUGUUUGAGAAGUACUUGAGCCAAAUCCACAGAAAUGUGCAUGUGUUCCUGUUGCUUCCCUUCACCAUUACGGACAGCAGUGAGAUACCUGCCAACAAUGGAACCCAGGGUUGGAAUGCACAACUGACCAAAGCCCUGAGAUUCAGUUGCUGUGUAGAGGUGUACCAGCCUUGGUCAAACCAGUCUUUAGUAGAAGUUGCUGCUCAAUGUCUCAAAACCAGUCUCCACAAACUGGAGAGAGAAGGCUCCGAGGCCAAUCUGUCUUUGGCUAUGGCAGGAAUCCAUCAAUCUGCAUGUCAGUAUGCUUCUGUCCUUCUAAGAGCUCAGCCAUUCAGCCCUCAGACUUAUAUGGAGUUCAUUGCCCACUUUGGUUUCCUCUGCAACCAUCUGCACAAACAACAGCAGAGGCAAGCCAACAGAAUUGCAACUGUUCUGUCUCAUUUGGAUGUAUUGAACAACACAGCUCUGCAGUUCAGAAAGCACUUAAUAAGCCUGCAAGAGAAAGUUGCUGAGACGCAGCAGCGUGAGAAAGAGCUCCUGAGAGUGGUCAAUUAUCACAAGUGCCUGCUUGAGGAAGCCCGGCAGAAAUGUGUGGUAGAGGAAAGCAAGCUGCGUCACCUGGAAGAGCAGAUUAAUCAUGCUCAGAAAAAGAUAAAACCUUUGUUCCUGUCCAGUAUUCACAUUCUAAAUUGUCUGAAUACAUCUGACCUGGAGGAAGUGCGGCACUACAGAGAUCCACCUGAUGGAGUGGUGAAAAUCAUGGACGCCAUUUGUUUGCUGUUUAAUCGUCCUCUAGGCUGGGAGAGUGCUAAACAGCUUCUUGGACAAUCCAACUUUUUCCAGGAGUUGGAAUUUUUUGACCGCUUUAGUCUGACAAAUGAACAGCUUCAGGAGCUUGGCCAGAUAGUUCACAGUCCCCAGUUUGUGCCAGAAUCUGUGCUAGAGGUGAGCAAAGCCUGUGAGUCCCUGUGUCGAUGGGUCCAGGCUGUGUAUGAGUGCUGCUUUAUGCAAAACCAACUGUUGGUAAAGCAGCAAUUGGAGGUUCUGACCAAAAAGGCACAAGGUCAACUGCACCUGGCCAAGCACCAACAGGAUCAUGCUUACCAUUGUCAAGAGAAUGUCAAGAAUCAGCUGCAGUUGGUACAAAAAGAACUGCAGGAGGAACUGCUGCAACUGCCCACAGCUGAGAGCUCAGAAAGAGAAGCUACUAUGGCUGCAGGACAGUUAGAGGCACAUGUCAGAGACUGGAGGGCUGCUGCUCAGGAGGCAAAGUUAAGUAACCAAACUCUGCCAGGAGAUGCCCUUAUCUUGGCUGCAAUCGUCUCUUAUUUAGGCCCCUUUGGACCUGAUAUACGCGCAGAACUGCUGAACAAGUGGAGGACGCUCUGUCAGACAGGAAGAAUCAACAUAAACCCCAAGGACCCCAGAACCUCCCUGUUUAAAAACUCUGACACUGCACCUCCUUACCCCCUUCUUGGUUUCCCCAUCCCUGUGUCUGAGAGGCUGGAGCUGCCUCUGGGUCAGGCAAUAGGAAUGCUCCAGGAUGCUCCUUCUGACAGAAUGGUUGUAAAGCUGCUGCUGUGGGGCUGCAGGAGUGCUUGGGUUCAGUGCUGGCCUCUACUGGCAGACACCCAGCAACAUCUAGAUGUAAUCUCUCAAAGGAUGCUCAUCACAGGAGAGAAUGCCAAGCUUGAGAAAGAGACCGAGUGUGAUGUGGUGGUUUGUGCUGAUGAUCCAGAGCUGCUGGACAAGCUGGACCAGGCUGCGGAGAAAGGUUUGAGAGUUCUGGUAACUCAUGUGGAACGUGUGAUUCCCAGUCCACAGUUUCUGGCCAGAUUGGCACGCCCUGCUGGACGUUGCCUUCCAGGGUUAAAACAGCAUGUUCAGCCGAGCCACCCUGAAUUCUGCCUCUUCCUUAGCACACAUCUGCCUGUCCAACUGCUCAGCAGUGACAUCCAUCCGUCCAUCUUGGCUCAUGUGCGCGUUGUUGACCUCUCUGUAAGCUCAGAAGAGAUCCAGGAGCUAAUGCUGACACAGCUGCUGCAGUCUGAGUGUAAAAAGCUGCUGAUUCAACACUUGCAGUUCCAGAAUGACAAGCAGUUGCUGCAGGAGGAACUGAUCUCAAAAGAGGAUGCUCUGAUGGACUACAUCCUGCAGUCUAUCACCCCCCUGCUGGAGGACGCUGAUUUUCUCCCCCGUCUGGCUGUUUGUCAAGAAGCAAUGAAGAAACUGCAGGCUGAGAUCCAGCAGCUGAGUGAGGAGAUGAAGUACCACGAGUCCCUGCUGGCUGUGCCCCGACAAUUAAUAAGGCUGGCUGCUGCCCUCUACCAAGCUCUGCAGGAGGUGUCUCGUCUUUCCCCUGCCUACUACUUUUCCCUACGUGGCUUCAUCACAGUUAUGCAAGAGGUCUUCGUUGUAAAGGGCAGGCCAUUAGUGUCAUGUACCAUUGGGAAAGUGCCAGCGGGCAUAAUACCGGAGGUCACAAACCGGAUGGUAGCCCAGCUGCUGAUUCAAUACAGGCCUUGUCUCUUAAAGAGCCAUGUUGCUGUUCUGGAGCUGCUGCUGUCUGUGGCUCUGCUCCAACACAAACAGCUCUGCUCUGAGGCUGAGAGAAUGGCUUUCCUCAGGGGCCUUCAAGACAUAAAACAUCCUGCCAUUAAAGUGAAACCCUGUUCCCUUCCUCCCAUUGUCUCACAGUCCACUAGUGCUCUGCCCAGCUGGAUACCCUCUCACAUCCACCCAGAGCUCCUCUGCUUGGAGAAGAUCCCGGUCUUCAGAGGGUUGAUUGCCUCUCUUUCCACUUGCCCCAUACAGUGGCAGGAGUACCUGCACUUCCCUUCCUCCACUGUAUCAGGGGCUGUUCCCUGUCGCUCUCACUCCCAUCUUUCCCUGCUACAGCGGGCUCUCCUCUGGAAGACCAUGCUCCCGAACUGCCUGGAGGGACUAGCUGAGGCCAUGGCCACCUACCACCUCUGCCUGCCUGGACAGACAGCAGGGACUGAGGCCCCUCACACUGGGAAUCCAGAGGCCCUCUCCCGGUAUCUUCUCAAACAAGAGGGACCCAUCAUCCUUACAUUGCCCAGUCAAAGAGGAGAUAAGUGGACAAGCAUUCAGCCUCUUCACUUAAUACACAAAAUGGCCCACUGUCUAGCAGAAACAAAGAAGGUGAAAGUCAUUUCUUUUGGGGCUCUGUGUGACAGAGAGGUCAUUCUCUCAAUGCUGGACAAAGCUUUUAACGAUGGCCACUGGUUGGUUUUUAACGACUGUCACCUGUUGGAACAAUGGGAUGGUAAAGUAGUGGCUCACCUCAGUCAGUUGAUCUCUUCUUUUAGAGAAGAGCGAUGCCUGAUUCACCCGUGCUUCCGAUUGUGGUUUAUAACUCAAGAAUAUGCAUCACGCUCCAUACCAGCGGCAGUGCGAAUGUGUUCCCUGUCUCUGGUCUGUGACUCUCCCUGGGAUCUGAAGGAGGAGCUGAGCUGUUCCUUGCGACAGGUGGUGUCCAUCAUACAGCGUCAAUCACUGUCGGGUGUCAAAGCACACAACAUGGAUCUCCUCCGGCGCUGUGCCAUCUUCCACUCUGUGUUACUGCAGAGACAGGCCUAUAAAUACUUAGGCCAAGGGAGAAUCUACAGUUGGAGUCAGGAAGACCUACUGGCUUUGGUGGAUGCACACAUUUGCAUUGCUAGUCUCUGCCACGACAAGGCUAAGGCUUUGCAGUAUAUAGCAGUCAAUCUAGUGCAUGGUGGCCAUGUACUAGACUCUGCAGAUUUGGAGGUGGUGGACAGCGUUGCCAAGACCUGCCUCAGCAGAGUGUCACCUCUGUGGGGCAGUGGACCACACAUCCUCACAGAUAUUACCAGCAAUCCUGGCCACUUUGAUUUGUCAGAACUACUGCAGAUUUUGGAGCAGGGUCUUCAGGAUUCUGAAAACAUCAAUGACCCCCUUGUGUUGGGCUUCAGUGCAGAUGUGGCAGCUGAGAUAACCGAGAUCAAUAGCCACAAUUUGAACAUACUACUGCUGGCCUCCCAAACUCCUGUAGGAAGAGUGAGGAGUUUCUACACACAGCUAAGCCAGCCCACCACACUUUCAGCAUACAGCCAUGCUAGAGACAGACUGCAGGCUCUGAAGAGUUAUCUCACACACACCCAGAAUGACAGCACAGUUACAAAUGAUGGAGCUGUCUUUCACAGUCACCUACAUGACUUCCUCCAGGCUGAGUGGGAUGAUCUCAUUGAUUCGGUGUCCUCGCUCCUCUCACAGCUCCAACAGCCUGUUCAAUACAGCGUGCCGACCUUUGCUUCCCUCCUCAAGCCCACUGACUUGUCUCACUUGGAGAGGAGGGCAGAGUUGCUCAGUGCUUAUAUCUGGCACCACAACACUUCCGAUCCACCCGGUGCAUACCGACUAUCUGCUUUUAAAAAUGCCAGAGGCUUUCUGGUGGCAGUGAUGCGAGAGGCUGCUCAAGUAAAUCGCAAAUAUAUGAGUGAUAUAGCCCUGCAUUUUCAGGUUCUGAGUGAUGAUACAUACCCAGCCUCACUUCCCCUGGAUGCUGUGUAUUUAUGUGGCCUGGAGCUGAGAGGAGCAUCAUGGGAUACACAGCUAGGAGCCGUACAGGACACAGUCUCUCUGCAGCCGUGCUCACUGCCCCUUGUUUGUGUCAAGGCUCAAGUCAGGAGCACAAAAACUGCCCAGGAUACCUUAUUUUUACCUUAUAAAAGUUCACAUUUAAACGACGGCAGCAAUGCCCAGGUGGCACAUGCUUCUUCAUCAACUGCCCCACAGUUACCAGUCUAUCACUGCCCGCUCUAUCUCGAUGGAGAGCGGGAGAGUGGAAACCGGGGACUGGCAGAUGUUAACAUUAUCACUACGUUUCCCCUACAUGCCAAGCUAAAUCCUGUGUUGUGUAGUUUGAGAAGGGUGAGGCUAGUGAGUAUGCUCUGACUAUAAACCAUCCUGGUUUGUCCUGCUGUGAUGCAACAGACUGACGCUCAGAUGCAACUCUGGAUUGACUUAAGAGUCCUUACUCAUACUAUAUGAAAAGUCUUGUAAAUGUAUUUGUCAUUAACUGCUGUUCACAAUUAUUCAUGUGACUUUCUGUUGCUGCAUAAUGCCUCAUCAUACGUUACGCUUUGUAAUGUUUUGAUUGGUUUUGUAAGGUUUUUCAUUAAACAUUUGAACACAAUAAUAAUGUCAUAAUGUCGAUUAAUAGCAUUUUGUAUGAUCUAGCUCAGCGGUUCUCAAAGUUAUUUCAAUAAUGUAUGUAAAGUACCCCCUGACCAGCGCGAAACUUUUUUGGUAGAAAAAGAAAGUCUACAGCGCUGGCUGGCAGUGAUACAUUUACUAACCUACAACCUUGUGAAUAAAAAACAUUUAAAUGCUACAUUUCAAAUUUUUAAAAUACAUCACUAAAUUCAUUCAUUAUUAUGGUUAUAGUUAUUUUAGGAAUUAUGCAUAACAUUUUUAAGCAAUACAAUAAUAAAAAAAGCACAUUUUAUUGCUUAAAUAUGAAAUGUCAUAGUUUGACUGGUGUUGGCCGUGACAAAACUAUAUUAUUAUAGACAGUAUGCCAUGUAUAAUAGGAUAUUGACAGCAGAAAGCUCAACAGAGGAAAUGUGAACUUUCUUGUGUCCGACAGUAGUAACCAUAUUUCUUUUCUCCCUU
Messenger RNA from Perca fluviatilis (European perch), 15113 nucleotides. RefSeq names its product dynein heavy chain domain-containing protein 1. Bases 798 to 14393 code for a protein of 4531 amino acids. Gene Ontology annotation, cellular component: dynein complex. The transcript is spliced from 44 exons. Gene Ontology annotation, biological process: microtubule-based movement. Lineage: Eukaryota; Metazoa; Chordata; Actinopteri; Perciformes; Percidae. Gene Ontology annotation, molecular function: ATP binding; minus-end-directed microtubule motor activity; dynein intermediate chain binding. The record is from RefSeq and is a predicted model, not a curated record.